Daphnia magna is the source of this 1777-nucleotide messenger RNA. RefSeq lists its product as uncharacterized. Gene Ontology annotation, biological process: adenylate cyclase-activating G protein-coupled receptor signaling pathway; G protein-coupled adenosine receptor signaling pathway. The record is from RefSeq and is a predicted model, not a curated record. Gene Ontology annotation, molecular function: G protein-coupled receptor activity. The transcript has a single exon. Lineage: Eukaryota; Metazoa; Arthropoda; Branchiopoda; Diplostraca; Daphniidae. Bases 207 to 1418 code for a protein of 403 amino acids. Gene Ontology annotation, cellular component: membrane.
UGUUUCAAACUAUAUGAAAACAGUUGAUUCUCUUCCGUCAUAUUUUCAACUGCGCAACCGCUCCGCGUCACUUUCUCCGCCAAAAACCAUUCGAUGAUCGUUCCCAGAUUUCAGUCUUAUGGAAAUUCCCAACUGCACCUGUGACUGUAGGUGAGAAAUUGAAGAGUCUGUCUCGGAUCGUCCGCAGACUAUAGUAGCUUUCAAUAAUGAAUAGCUCUAUUGAGAUAUUCAUAGCAGACGAUCGUGACAUGAAAGAGAAUAGUGCUGUCAUUGUAUGGAGUGUCAUCGAUCCCCUCGAAUCGACUAACAAUAACUGCAUUCUUGGUGCUGCUCACAGUCCAUUCCCAAUUGAAAUGGAUACGUUUCGAUCCACUUGUCACAUUCUACUCGUAUCAACAGGCGUCCCGCUCAAUCUGUUCAUCGCAAUCGUCAUCAUGGCGUUCAAAAGAUUGCAUAACAAGCCACGCAAUGUUUUGUGGCUCGGCGUGACUUUCUGCAACCUGUUCACGCUGCUCACGAUUUUGAUUGAAUUCUUGGCGUAUCACAUGCAAAAUGCUUUGAUCUGUUUCAUUUUUGUCUCCAUUACUGGUGUGGCCUACACUUGCCUACUGUUCAAUUUACUUUUAGCAUUGAUUGACCGAUACGCUGCUAUUGUUCAUCCGCUCUGGCACCGACAAAAAGUCACAGUUCGUUGGGUUGUCGUUGGCCAAUCGAUUAGUUUCAUUUUCGUUGUUUUGCUCAUCAAAUUCCCAUUUAUCGCACAAUUUUCUCUUCCCGAAUGUGAUUUUUAUCCUGUUCACGCCAAAAUCAUCGCCGUCUGCAAUUUCAUCCUCUUCGUUUUAUGCAUCGUGGCACAAACUGUCGUCUACCACAAAACGCGUCAGUGUUUCAACAGCAGUCAACAGCGAGGUGACAGUAGAGAAACUACCGUCACUUUCGUCCAGUCGGGACCGAAAACUCAACGCCGUGAUACGUCGGCCGAAAUAUUUGUAUUGCCCAGCAGCAGCACUCAGAGCGACAGUCAAUUACGUCGUCUGCCUGAAGCCAUUGUCAACAUCAACAGUCCUCCAGCCAAUGACAAUAAUCAAGCGAGUUUGUGUACCACUGGUCCAGUGACUCUUCGUCGUCAUCACGUCGGUGGUAACCGACAAAUGGAGGUCGAAGCAACUUGGAGUCUAUUGAUGGGUGUCUUUUCCUUGUUGAUAUUCACGUUCCCCACACUGGUGAUGGCUUUCAUCGAGUGGGGUUGUCGAAUGAUUAACGGUGAAGAUCAGUGUCCUCCAUUGAUCAGUGUCAUUCUGUUUUACGCCCGCGAACUUCUACUCGGACAUCUCGUCUAUAAUCCUGUCAUGUACAUGAUAAGAAAUAGGGAAUUUUCGUCUACCGUUCGUGAGAGAUGUUUCGUAAUCUCUCGUUAAGCAGCUUUCUACGGAUAGGCGAGUGAUCUCCUGUCUGUAAACUUUGUCAGUGUGAUCCUUCAAGGUGGUGAUUUUUAACUUAAUGCUCGAUCCAUUUUACCCUGUCGCCUUGUGUUCUGAUGAGACUUACGUAAUUACGAUGUAAACAUGGGUUGUCGGUCGCUAAAUCAGCCUCUACAGUCGGUUGGUUGUCUGGUCAACCGAAUCAUUGGAAACUUUUAUAUGGUACCAAUCAACACGAAUCUUAUCACACAUGAAUGUCUAUAAUUUCUGAUAAUCUCGCCAUUCUGGCUCUAUGUCAUCUCGUCUCUCUGUAAUUGAAUAGUUAAUAUAUCGAGUCCUGGCGACUGAUGAUAAUC